AUGGCUGCGACUGUGAAAGGGAAAUGGUUUGAUCGAAUCGUCCUAAUCAUCUUUGAAAAUACGAAUUAUACCGAUGCUAUCGCAAAUUCAUACUUAAAGGAAAUAACGACACGACCAAACGGAGUACUCCUGUCGGAUUAUCAUGCCGUGGAGCAUCCUUCUGAACCAAAUUACAUUGCACAAAUUGCCGGUUCAACUUACGGAAUUUUGGAUGAUGAGAAUUACGAUAUCGACGACGAAACGUUAGUAGACCUUCUUGAAAAGAAGGGGGUUUCGUGGAAAGUCGUAAAUGCUAAACGGCUUGAUGAUGAUAUUAAGAAUAAUCAAGUUCCACAACUAGUUUAUUACGUCCCAAAUCAAAAUAAUGACGCCCAUGACACUAAUAUCUCAUACGCGUCGGCAUGGUUUAAAACUUGGCUUGAACCUAAACUCAAAAUGUCUUCGUUUACCCAUAAGACUCUAUUUUUCACCGUGUUUGAUGAAUCAGCAAAUGAUAAUGACACAGUUAAUCAUAUUUAUGCAUCUCUCCUCGGUGAUCCUGUCACUAAACACAAUAAUCACAAUGACACAACACAUUAUACCCAUUACUCAUUUUUGAGGACUGUCGAGGACAAUUGGGACCUUGGAUCAUUGAAUCGAAACGAUUCUUCAGCAACCCCUUUUUCCUUGUAUUUGAAUGAACAGGAUUAA
Molecule: messenger RNA, 690 nt
Organism: Racocetra fulgida
Lineage: Eukaryota; Fungi; Glomeromycota; Glomeromycetes; Diversisporales; Gigasporaceae
Source: the annotation of a GenBank genome assembly